Neurospora crassa OR74A is the source of this 1363-nucleotide messenger RNA. RefSeq names its product MYB DNA-binding domain-containing protein. NCBI's taxonomy places the organism in Eukaryota, Fungi, Ascomycota, Sordariomycetes, Sordariales, Sordariaceae. Gene Ontology annotation, cellular component: nucleus. Gene Ontology annotation, biological process: regulation of DNA-templated transcription. The record is from RefSeq and is a predicted model, not a curated record. The transcript has 3 exons. Gene Ontology annotation, molecular function: RNA polymerase II cis-regulatory region sequence-specific DNA binding; DNA-binding transcription factor activity, RNA polymerase II-specific. Bases 1 to 1317 code for a protein of 438 amino acids.
AUGUCUUUGCGCCUCGAGACACCCUUCAACGACAAAUCAUCCCUCUCCAACGGUCUCACAACCAAUGAGGCCCCCGUGGCUCAUUCCCAAUACACAUCCGCAACGACAAUACCGCCUACCACGACGUUGGCACCACCUGCUCUUGGCGGUUCGUCGUUCGCCACGUUUGCUCCAGCCACUGGCACCCGAUCUCCGAGGUCUAGCGGUGCCGGCGGACCAGGAGCAGGAGGCAGUUUGGGGAAAUCAGGAUCAGGAAGCGUCAACUCAGUUCGUCCUGGAAGCGGCGGGAAACGAACCAUGCCACCGCAUACAUCCGAGUCGCCAGCCAAAAAGCAGAGCAAAUGGUCGCCCGAAGAAGACGCACUGAUCAUCGAGCUUCGCGGAAGCGGGAUGAAAUGGGAUGAUAUUUCCAAGCGUCUACCAGGUCGCAGCUCUAUCAGCUGCCGUCUUCACUACCAAAACUACCUCGAGAGACGCAGUGAGUGGGAUGAGGAGCGCAAGAACAAGCUGGCAAGGCUCUAUGAGAGGUUUAAACCCGAAAUGUGGGCAAAGGUUGCUGAAGAAAUGCAGGUUCCCUGGCGUGCCGCUGAAGCAAUGCAUUGGCAGUUGGGUGAAGUCGAUAUGGCCAGACGAGCGGGAGUUGUUCCCUUCGCGCUGACUACAGCAGCCUUGGGUGAUUCUUCAGUCAUGCACCAUCGAAUGCCUACUUCGAGAGGCCAUCAUGGUCACUCCCAGUCUCAAGGAAGCCUCCCGAGAGAUAUUCCCACCAUGUCUUCACCAAGGUACAGCCGCGGCCCCCCUGGACCUUUCAUACCACCUCCUUCGUCCGGCGGACGGCCACUGGCAGCUCGGCGCGACAGCUUGCCGACACGAUCGUCCUUUGCACCACCCCCUCCGCCACACCAUCAUAGCGACCCCAGCGGCUAUACGUUGGCGCCAGCUAUAGGUCUGGCUCCCAUCCAUACAUCGAGCUAUACUCAUCAGAGCCGUGGGGGGAUGUUGCCAAGCGUCGCCGAAUUGACGACCGGAGUAAGCCCCUACAGCACGCCUGCAUACUCGACGGGUGGCAUGACCAGUAUGGUGAGCCCAACCCACAGUGAUACGACGAGCCCUGGACCAACUCAUCCUGGUUACUCCGCCUAUCCGCCCUUGGAACCACUUGGAACCGUCAAAAGACGGGCAAGUCCGGAAGCGGGAGGGAUACGUGAGACAAGCAGGAGACGGCAUCACUUCCAGUCUCGACAAGAGGAUGGUUACUCGUCUCUCGGACCGCCACCUGGCAUGACAUCGUCACGACGUGGACAGAGAUUGGAGUGAGGGAGCCAGUCAAGAGCAAAACAAGCUUUGGACGGUGUGAUUGAAG